GACUCAUCAAACAAAAUUUUUUCAGCUAUAAAUAUAGCAGAGCUCUCUCCUUAACACAAAUUCAAGACCUUCAAUCUACUAAAGCUUUUGCUCACUACUAAAUUCGUCUUUCAUUCCAAAAAAAUUUCUGAUUCUGUCACUGACAGCACGUAAUAAAUACUGAUUCCGUCGCUGACUACGUGGUGAUAAGAUAGAAUGGGGUUAUGCGUGCAGUGUGGUACUCGCAGCAACCCAUGCAGGUGUAAGGUAGUGGGACCGACGCUUGGAUUUGUGGCCAUGGUUGUGACGGCGGUGGUGGAGUGGCCGGUGGGAGCUGUGGUUUACAUAUUCAAGCACGCUAAGGGGAGACGUAUAAUGGGUCAUCCGGCCACCGUGGUGUAUCCUAAGGUCAGCCGUUGUAUUCCCAUCUAGACAACAACUCUCCUGCCGCUCCCUUUCAAGUUUCAGCUGCUACCCCAUCAGAAUUGUCUUGAAUACUUUGUGUUGUAUCUUUUCCUCUGUUUUUGUAGUGCUCUUGUAAUCUUGUUACUCCGCCGGUCUAUCUCUCUUGCCUCCUACUAAUUUCUUUACGGUAUUUAUAUAAUAUUUUAAACUGUCA
Daucus carota subsp. sativus is the source of this 598-nucleotide messenger RNA. RefSeq lists its product as uncharacterized. The record is from RefSeq and is a predicted model, not a curated record. The transcript has a single exon. Bases 196 to 411 code for a protein of 71 amino acids. Lineage: Eukaryota; Viridiplantae; Streptophyta; Magnoliopsida; Apiales; Apiaceae.